This is a messenger RNA of Hevea brasiliensis (rubber tree), 1307 nucleotides long. Its product is annotated as elongator complex protein 6. The record is from RefSeq and is a predicted model, not a curated record. Gene Ontology annotation, biological process: tRNA wobble uridine modification. The transcript has 5 exons. Gene Ontology annotation, cellular component: elongator holoenzyme complex. Lineage: Eukaryota; Viridiplantae; Streptophyta; Magnoliopsida; Malpighiales; Euphorbiaceae. The coding region runs from base 80 to 871 and encodes 263 amino acids.
AAUACAUAGGUGAAAUUUUUGAUUAUAGCUCGCGGCCAAAAACCCUAAACCAUAACAAAAAAGUGGGGGAAGGGAAUUGAUGGUAGCAAUGGAGAAACGAAGUUUGAAUCUGUUGGAUGAGGCAUUGGGUUUGGAGCAGCAGACAGAUCCAUGGCCUUUGAGGGGGAAACUGCUUCUAAUAGAGGAUUGCGUCGAGACGAGUGGUUCCUUCGUGCUUCACCAUCUCGUAAAGCGAAUUCUCUUUCCCAAUUCUUCCAAUAUUAUCAUAUUCCUCGCAUUCUCUCGCGCCUUCUCGCACUACGAUCGUAUUCUCCGCAAACUCGGUUGCAAUCUAGUUUCACAAAGGGAUAAUAGCAGAUUCUUUUUCUUGGACAUGCUUAUGCUACAGUGUCCAGAUGGAAAUGAAGGAAAAACUAGUGAAGGUGGAUUUGCUGCAUUGUAUGGAAAAAUGCAAAAAAUUAUAUGUGCCCUACCUGAAAUCUACAAGAACCAUGUCACCGUCAUGAUAGAUGAUGUUUCUCUUAUGGAGGUGGCUGCUUAUGGCUCUUCAGAUCAUGUAUUAGACUUCCUGCAUUAUUGUCACACUCUAACAUCAGAUUUUAGUUGUUCAUUAGUAAUACUUAACCAUGAGGAUAUAUAUUCAAGUAUGGAGAGGCCUGUAUUCAUACUACAGAUGGAGUACCUUGCAGAUGUUUUAAUAAAGACACAACCUUUGGCCACUGGUUUGGCAGCUGAUGUGCAUGGGCAGUUGACAGUUUUGAACACAGGAAUUAGCAUUGGGAAAGGGAACUUAAAGAACAAGAUAAGCAAUUUCCAUUUCAUGGUCAAGGAAAAUAGUGUUGAAUACUUCUAUCCUGGGAGUCGAAGUUAAGGGGCCAGACAAAUCCCUUUCUGGAGUGACUACAAAUUGAGGAGAACAGAAUCCUUACCGACAGUGCUGCAAAGAAAUUCCGUAUUCAUUUCGUGUUGGAGACGUGUCUAGCAAUGACAAUUACAGGAGGACAGAUGAUAUCUUCCACCAAGAAAGAGAAAAACGCUGGGGGCUUGAAUGGCUGGAAUCUAUUGGUUUUCAUUUUUGUAACCAACUUAAAGAAAUGAAAUGGCAUAAGUCAACACUGGUGGACUUGCUGAAUUGCAGGUGUGUGACUGUUGAUCAGUCUCUGAUUUUAUUAGUUUCAUAGACAGCUACUGAACUGAACUAGAUUUGAAUGCAAAUCUGGAACUCUUUAAAAUCUGCGUAUCGUUAUUGAUUUCAUGGUAAUCUUCAUUUCGGAACUAUCAAGCAUUGAAGAGUUAUUGUUCGCUAA